UCAGCUUUGGCUGCUUGGAGGUUGCAUCUCCCCCAUGUGGAAGGCUUCUCUAGUGAUGGACCCCUACAUGAUUCACACCAAUGGCGAUGGCAACCUCUCCCCGGUUCUGGAUGUGCACGUCAAUAUCAAUGGGAAAAGCUCUGGACUGGGAAAAAUGAAAGGCAGGAAGGCCAGGUGGUCUGUGAAGCCCUCUGACAUGUCUGACAAAACUUUUAAUCCCAUCCGGGCCAUUGUGGACAGCAUGAAGGUGAAGCCUAAUCCAAACAAAGCCAUGAUUUCUCUGUCCAUUGGAGACCCAACUGUGUUUGGAAACCUACCUACCGAUCCUGAAGUUACACAAGCAAUGAAAGAUGCCCUGGACUCUGGGAAAUACAAUGGUUAUGCCCCAUCCAUAGGAUACCUGUCUAGCCGGGAGGAGGUUGCUUCUUAUUUCCACUGUCCUGAGGCACCAUUGGAAGCUAAGGAUGUCAUUCUGACAAGUGGCUGCAGUCAGGCUAUUGAACUUUGUUUAGCUGUGUUGGCCAAUCCAGGACAAAACAUCCUCAUUCCAAGACCCGGUUUUUCUCUCUACAAGACUUUGGCUGAAUCUAUGGGAAUUGAGGUCAAACUAUAUAAUCUAUUGCCAGAGAAGUCUUGGGAAAUUGACCUGAAACAACUGGAAUCUCUGAUUGAUGAAAAGACAGCUUGUGUCAUUGUUAACAACCCGUCAAAUCCCUGUGGGUCAGUGUUCAGUAAGAGUCAUCUUCAGAAGAUUCUGGCAGUGGCCGCAAGGCAGUGUGUCCCCAUCCUUGCUGAUGAGAUCUAUGGAGACAUGGUGUUUUCAGAUUGCAAAUAUGAGCCAUUGGCCACCCUCAGCACCAAUGUCCCCAUCCUGUCCUGUGGAGGGCUGGCUAAGCGCUGGCUGGUUCCUGGCUGGAGGCUGGGCUGGAUCCUUAUCCAUGACAGAAGAGACAUUUUUGGCAAUGAGAUUCGAGAUGGGCUGGUGAAGCUGAGUCAGCGGAUCUUGGGACCCUGUACCAUUGUCCAGGGAGCUCUGAAAAGCAUCCUGCGCCGUACCCCUCAAGAGUUCUACCACAACACACUAAGCUUCCUCAAGUCCAAUGCUGAUCUUUGCUAUGGGGCAUUGGCUGCCAUCCCUGGGCUUCAGCCGGUCCGCCCUUCUGGGGCCAUGUAUCUCAUGGUUGGAAUUGAGAUGGAACACUUCCCAGAAUUUGAAAACGAUGUGGAGUUCACAGAGCGGUUAGUUGCUGAACAGUCUGUCCACUGCCUCCCAGCAACGUGCUUCGAGUACCCGAAUUUCUUCCGGGUGGUAAUUACUGUCCCUGAGGUGAUGAUGCUGGAGGCUUGUAGCCGGAUCCAGGAGUUCUGUGAACAGCACUAUCAUUGUACUGAAGGGAGCCAGGAGGAGUGUGACAAAUAGAUCCUCCUCUAUUCUCCUGAAGAUGUGUCCCUUCUGAGGAGGGUUGGACUGGGCUCUGCUGCUCCUCAGUGAGUCAGACACCCCCACAGGGAGAGGAGCCUCAAAAGCACCAUGUCAGGGAUUCAGGAUUGUUCCUACUUUCCCCCGUUCACAUCCACAUGCACACUCUGAACCCCAGAUUCUCCUCUCGCUCUGCUUGGCUGGAGUGACUCACUAGUUAUUUAAUUUGUCCCCCUCUCAUGUGGCUUCCUCCUUUUUUUCCUGAGAAUACCAGGUGAACAAAGUUUACCAGAAAGCAGUUAAGCCUAUAAAAGUAAGAUUUCAAGAUGGGAGAAACAAAAGACUGUGAGAACAGGUGCCCCCAACUAUUUCCUUAUGGUCUAAGUAAGGACACUGUCCAGACAGGUCUGACGCCCAACUCUGUUACUGCCUCAUUUCAGGUAUACCUCACUUUUGCCACA
Molecule: messenger RNA, 1881 nt
Organism: Marmota flaviventris (yellow-bellied marmot)
Lineage: Eukaryota; Metazoa; Chordata; Mammalia; Rodentia; Sciuridae
Gene: Tat
Product: tyrosine aminotransferase
Biological process (GO): L-tyrosine catabolic process; L-phenylalanine catabolic process; biosynthetic process
Molecular function (GO): L-tyrosine:2-oxoglutarate transaminase activity; pyridoxal phosphate binding
Source: RefSeq, a predicted model, not a curated record